AUGGAGAGUGGAGCCGGGAAGCAUUGGACUGAGGAGGAGGUUAAAGCCUUGUUAAGCGUCUGGUCAGAAAAAAAUAUCAGAAAGCAACUCCAUGGCACCCUGAGGAAUAAAGGAAUAUUUAUCUACAUUGCUAAAAGGUUGCAGGAGUUAGGAGUUUGCAGGGACUGGAAACAGUGCCGUGCAAAGUAUAAAAACCUGAAGUAUGAAUACAGAACAGUUAAAUAUGCCCGCAACUCUGGAGACGUCACUAAAACCAUGAAGUUUUUCCAUGAUCUGGAUGCCAUAUUGCGAUAUGAACCUGUCACACAAUUAGCAGCAGAAGAAAACGGCAGGUGUUCUGCGACUGAGACGCAGCUGCACACAAGCCCCGCGACAGAGAGCGUUCAAGAAAUCCUUGAAGAUGAGGGGGACUUUACCAACUCCACCCCGGCAGCUCUGGAAGCUACACAAAUAAAGAAGGAGGCGAUUGACAUAGAUGAUGAUUCUAUAAGCACUACCUCAGAAGACAGAUCUUGUACGCCAGUAGCAAAACAGAUGGUCGGGACAGACAAUCACAUUCCCUUGGAAGAAGCACAAAAUCACUUUAAAGUUAUUACAGUUAAUGAUACUGGAGCAGGAAAACACUGGAGUGAUAAUGAAGUCAGAGCUCUGAUAAACAUAUGGUCAGAUGAAAAGAUACAACAAAUGCUUGAAGGUGCCACAAGAAAUAAAGAAAUAUUUGAGGAAAUUGCCAGAAGAUUAAUGAAACGUGGUAUAGACAGAGACUGGAAACAAUGUCGCACAAAGUACAAGAACCUAAAAUAUGAAUACCGUGCACUGCAGAAGGAAAAUGAGCAUCUUGGUAAUCCCAGGAGAAAAAUGAGAUUUUAUGAUGAAGUUGACUGUAUUUUAAGAAGACAGCCUCUGGGUCCCUCAAGCUGGGGAUGUGAAAGUUCAAGUCUCCUAUCAGUUUCAGUGGGAGAUGGUCCAGCAAACACAGGAUCCUUGGGUAUCAAGAGAAAAACAUGGAAUGAUGAGGUGUCACCUGUUCCACUUAAGAAAAGUGCUUCUGAAAACACCAUACUCCACUUCCAAAAACUAUUAACAGAGAGAGUGCACACAGUAACAGAAGGCAAAAAGUUACUGUUAGAAAGACUUUGUAAGCAGGAAGAAAUACAAGACCUCAACAGAACUCAGCUGUAUGCUGAUCCAUCAGCCAUACAACAGGUUGGUUUAAUGAACUUUCUAUGAAAUUAGCAUGCAAAGAGAUUCUCUCAGCUAGUAAGAAAUUAAAUAGACUUAUUUCUGAGUGUAGGUCACCCAUAUGAGUAUAUGGUUGCUCCCCUUUAAUAUAUUCACCUUCAGUCAUUUAAACUAAAACAAGGUAGGAGUUCCCAUCGUAACCCCUAACUAUGAGCUUUUAGCAGUGAUGUCAGCCUAAUAAAAGAUACAGCU
This is a messenger RNA of Pterocles gutturalis (yellow-throated sandgrouse), 1434 nucleotides long. RefSeq lists its product as uncharacterized. Bases 1 to 1230 code for a protein of 409 amino acids. The transcript has 6 exons. NCBI's taxonomy places the organism in Eukaryota, Metazoa, Chordata, Aves, Pterocliformes, Pteroclidae. The record is from RefSeq and is a predicted model, not a curated record.